AUGGGUUUCGGAAGAAUUUUCCAAGCCUUUUACGGCUGCCCUGCGUGGAAAUUACAGAUCCUUCGGUCUUCCUGGCACAAACCCGCAGACGUGGCCCGGUGGAGGAAUUACGCAUCCUGUCCCUACAAAGCGGUGAUCUUUGACAUGGGUGGCGUUCUCCUUCCUUCCCCAUUCAAACUGGCAAUGGAUUGGGAGAUUCGGAAUCGUGUCCCCAUCGGCACCAUCAAAGAGGCCUUAAGAUCUGGGGGUGAGGACAGGCCCUGGAUGAGAUACAUCAGAGGGCAGCUGAAGUGGGCAGAAUUUCUGCACGAGUUCAGACAACAAUGUUCCAGGAUUGCAAAUGCCUCUGUUCCAGCGGACUCUUUCCUUUUUGAAUUAACCAGGCAACAGAUGUCAGAUCAGCUCCCUGCUAUGACCGAGGCCGUGAAGGGCAUCAGAGCCAGAGGCCUCAAGACGGCCGUUUUGACCAAUAACUUUUAUCUAGAGAGUGGAGAGAGUUUUCUGCCUAUAGACAGAAAGCAAUUUGAUGUGAUUGUGGAAUCUUGUCGGGAAGGGGUGUGUAAACCCGACCCUCGCAUUUACCAGCUGUGCUUGGAGCGCCUGGGUGUCCUGGCCCAGGAGUCCGUCUUUCUGGAUGACAUUGGACAGAACCUGAAAGCUGCCAGCCAACUUGGCAUUAAGACCCUAAAGGUCGAGGAUGUGGACUCUGCAGUUCAAGAAUUGGAGACCUGCCUUGCUUUUCCUUUGUGUGGUGCGAUUCCUUACACGUCUCCUGUGAGGCCGGCCAUGGACAUCCCCACAGCGCCUCUGCAAAAGUAUCUUGAAAACCUCUUGGGGGCCCAAGCGAAAGGUUCUCUGGAGCUGCGCCAGUUCAGUCACGGGCAGUCCAAUCCGACUUACUACGUCGGAUUUGGGGACCAUCAGCUGGUUCUAAGGAAGAAGCCGCCGGGCAAGCUCUUGCCUUCUGCUCAUGCGGUGGAGAGAGAGUACAGGGUUCUGAAGGCCCUCAGGGAGACUGGCGUCCCUGUUCCAAAAGUCCUGGCCUUAUGUGAAGAUUCAAGUGUCAUCGGCACCCCCUUCUUCCUGAUGGAGUACAGCCCCGGCCGGAUCUUCAAGGACUAUUCUCUUCCAGAGCUUGAGCCCCACCAGCGGACGGAGGUUUAUAGUGCCAUGAGCAGCGUCCUCUGCAAAAUCCACAGCGUGGACAUCAAAACCGUUGGUUUGGAGGAUUAUGGAAAACAUGGAAAUUACGCCCAGCGCCAAAUCCAGACAUGGAGCAAGCAGUAUCGAGCCACGGAGACCCACACAAUCCCAGCCAUGGAGAGGCUCCUCAAGUGGUUCCCCUCCCACCUUCCAGCCAGCGAGCAGCUCUCGAUUGUUCAUGGAGAUUUCAGGCUGGACAAUCUUAUCUUCCACCCCGAGAAAAUGGAAGUGGUCGCUGUUCUGGACUGGGAGCUCUCCACCCUGGGGAACCCUCUCUGUGAUGUGGCCUAUAACUGCCUGCCAUAUUACCUGCCCUCGGAUUGCAGCAUCAUAAAAGGCUUGAGUGACUGCGAUCUCGGCCAGCUGGCCAUUCCCACGGCAGAGGCCUACUUGCAGAUGUACUGCCGUCACCACGGCAGCCCUCCGAUCGAGAACUGGAACUUCUACAUGGCCUUCUCCUUUUUCAGAAUGGCUGCCAUCCUGCAGGGGGUCUACAAGCGCUUCCUCUCAGGCCAGGCCAGUUCAGCCGCCGCCGAAAACUUUGAGAAGCUCCCGGAGUUCAUGGCGGACCUUGCCUGGGACUUUGCCACCAAGGAAGGCUUCCGGAUCUUCAGGGGGCUUCCCACUUCUAGACCACCCAGCAGGACGUUCAGGACCUGGGCUGGCCCGAGGCUGCUCCUAAAGAGAGGCUGCGCCACGCUGAGUCCUGCAUCCAAGUCCCACCUGAUCCUCUCUCCGGACGGCCUGCCGAGCCGCGUCCAGGAACUGUACCACAAGCUGAAGAAAUUCAUGGAUUCCCACAUUUACCCAUCUGAGCAGCUCCUGCGAGAUCACCAGUCUUCCCCGAGUAGGUGGACUCCCCAUUCUCUGGUAGAAGAGCUGAAGGAGAAGGCGAAAUCCGAGGGGCUCUGGAAUCUUUUCUUGCCCUUGGAGAGAGAUCCAGAGGCGAAAUACGGGGCAGGCUUGACCAAUGUGGAAUUUGCCCACUUAUGUGAACUGAUGGGGACUUCAGUCUAUGCCCCUGAGGUCUUCAAUUGCUCUGCCCCAGACACUGGCAACAUGGAAGUGUUGGUACGCUACGGCACAGAUGCCCAGAAGGAACGCUGGCUGCUGCCUUUGCUGGAAGGCAAGAUCCGCUCCUGCUUUGCUAUGACCGAACCCCAGGUUGCUUCCUCCGAUGCCACCAACAUUGAGGCUUCGGUCACCAAAGAACAAGACACCUACGUUCUGAACGGGCACAAAUGGUGGAUUUCAGGUUCCCUGGACCCUCGUUGCCAGCUCUGCAUCUUUAUGGGCAAGACCAACCCUGAAGCCCAGAAGCACAAGCAACAGUCAAUGCUGCUGGUUCCCAUGGACUCCCCUGGCCUCACCGUCACCCGGCCGCUCAGCGUGUUCGGCUUGGAAGACGCCCCAGCUGGGCACGGGCAGAUGACCUUUGAAAAUGUCUGCGUUCCCCAAGAGAACCUCCUGCUCGGUCCUGGCCGUGGGUUCGAAAUUGCCCAGGGGCGGCUGGGCCCUGGAAGGAUCCACCACUGCAUGAGGCUGGUCGGCCUGGCAGAAAGAGCGCUAGCCCUCAUGAAGGAGCGGGUGACCACCCGCGUGGCCUUUGGCAAGCCGCUAGUGGAGCAGGGCACCAUCAGGGCGGAUCUGGCCGAGUCCCGCCUUGAGAUCGAGCAGGCCCGGCUCCUUGUCCUCAAGGCGGCCCAUCUCAUGGACACUGUGGGAAAUAAGGAAGCCGCUCUGGAGAUUGCCUUGAUCAAAGUCGUGGCUCCGAGGAUGGCGCUCCGGGUCAUUGACCGGGCUAUCCAGGCCUUUGGCGCAGCAGGCCUCUGCAGCGACCUGCCCCUGGCCCAGGCCUUUGCUUGGGCACGGGUCCUGCGCUUGGCUGACGGCCCUGAUGAAGUCCACAAGGCGGCCAUUGCGAAAAUGGAACUGAAAGGCUAACCGGGGCUGAGUGGAGUCUGAGGGGACGUGCAGGCCACGUUUUUAAGGAGCAGAGGCCACGUUUUCCAGCAAGGCUUAUUGGCUUCUGGAGUUUAUACUCUAGAAGAGCAUGGAAGAAUUAUGUAAUUGCUCCCCUUGACUGUUUCUUGAUUCUGCUGGCUGCUACUCCAGAUUUUGAGCACCAGGAAGUGCUUGGUUGAUCUCAGGCCCUUGGCUGGUUUUGGCUUCUCUUUGGGAAGAUGGUGAGGAGAGAGAAGAUGGGGACAAUCUUCCGAUGGUUUCUUACAGAGAGAUGCCUUCGUAGUCCAUUCAUGUGAGGACUGCGAUUUGGGGGUGAUUUGAUAUUUUUGAUAAUGCAGGGGGUGAAAUCAUGGGGGAAAAAACCACUGUGAAAGGUUCUACAGAAUGUAGCAUUAGAAAAAUCAGCAAUAAAUGUACU
Messenger RNA from Protobothrops mucrosquamatus (brown spotted pit viper), 3586 nucleotides. RefSeq names its product acyl-CoA dehydrogenase family member 10 (gene ACAD10). Gene Ontology annotation, molecular function: oxidoreductase activity, acting on the CH-CH group of donors; flavin adenine dinucleotide binding. NCBI's taxonomy places the organism in Eukaryota, Metazoa, Chordata, Lepidosauria, Squamata, Viperidae. The coding region runs from base 1 to 3147 and encodes 1048 amino acids. The transcript is spliced from 20 exons. The record is from RefSeq and is a predicted model, not a curated record.